Molecule: messenger RNA, 693 nt
Organism: Ixodes scapularis (black-legged tick)
Lineage: Eukaryota; Metazoa; Arthropoda; Arachnida; Ixodida; Ixodidae
Exons: 2
Source: RefSeq, a predicted model, not a curated record
GUGAAACCGCCGGGUCCGCUCAGCACGACAGGGGAAAUAAGCAAGAACUGGCGGAUAUUUAAGCAAAGGUUCGAACUCUUCCUGACCGCUUCAGAACCUAGUGGCAAGCCUCGACCUGAGUCAUCAAAAGCAGCAUUUCUUUUAAGCAUUGCAGGCGAGGAAGCAAUCGAGAUAUUUAAUACGUUCAACUUUUCAGAAGGCGAGAGCAACGCCGACUAUGCUACUGUCGUCAAGAAAUUUCAAGAGUACUGCGCCGCUCAGCACAACGAAGUACAUGAACGCUACCUGUUCCGGAACAAAGUACAAGCCCCGGGUGAGCCUUUUGAACACCUCUUGAGAGAGUUGAAGAAGCAGGCACGACUAUGCAACUUUGAUGAGCAAAUGGACUCCAUGAUAAUGGACCAAAUUGUUUACGGAACCAAUGACGACAAGGUUCAACAAAAGCUACUCAGGGACAACAGUUUGACCUUACAGAAAGCCGAACAAGUCUGCAAGGCGGCUGAAGUAUCAGAAGCACACAAAAAAGUCUGGGCCCGGGAGCAGAAGCAAGUGGAUCCAGUCCACAAGACAAGCAAAGUGCCAAAAGCAGAAUCACUUACCAAGUGCUGCAGAACGUCCACUCAGGUCGGCGAGCUUCGAGACUCCGAAGACGACUUCGAGGUUCUCGACCAGAGAUGGGCAAAAUACAUGUAA